GCACCUCCGCGUCAUUAAAUGACGUGUUACUGAACCCGGAAGUUAAUGAAGCUGUAGCGGUGCAGCCAUAGUAGUACUUCCAACUUGAAAAGUUGUUGCUACUCAAGUUUUUGCGUGAACUGUAAAACGUGAACAGAAUAUUUCCUAGAGUUACAACUUGUUAGCAGAUUCGAGCACAAGAAGUUUACAGUCGAGUGUCAGAGUCAACAUGCCAGUGUUACCCCAGGCUAGCGGUCCAAGAUGAAUGUGGAAGAAUGCUUCCGAGGUUAUGGAGACUCCACUGCACCCUUCUGAAGAGGACCAACCCUCCCCUGCCUUGAGAGAUACGUGGCCUGGCAAUCCCAUUAAACCACAGGACACUCCAGACAAGAAUGACAAGAGCAAGGCUGUUGGCUUCGUGUUGGUGCAUGCAGGGGCAGGCUACCACUCAGAGAGUAAAGCCAAGGAAUACAAGCAUGUCUGCAAGAGAGCCUGUCAGAGAGCUGUGGACAGGCUGAACGCUGGUGCUCUGGCUGUGGACGCUGUGGCCGCUGCCCUGGUCGAGCUGGAGGACUCACCAUUCACCAACGCGGGAAUGGGCUCCAACCUUAACCUGUCUGGGGAGAUCGAGUGUGAUGCCAGCAUCAUGGAUGGCAAGACUCUUCACUAUGGAGCUGUUGGGGCCAUCAGCGGUAUAAAGAACCCAGUCCUGGUGGCCAACCGGCUGCUGAAUGAAGCUCAGAAAGGGAAGCUUUCGGCCGGCCGCAUCCCCCCCUGCUUUCUAGUAGGUGAGGGAGCUCAUGACUGGGCCAUCAAUCACGGGAUAGCACCCUGCCCCUCAGAGAAGAUGGCCACCAAGUUUAGUUUGUCUGCAUACAAGAGGAACAAACGCAAGAUGGAGAUGGCCGAGAAGGUGGAGUCGGGAUUCAACCAUCAGGCUAAGAAAAGACGACAAUCAACUGAAAAUGAGAACGGGUCGGGCUUGCUGGACACCGUGGGAGCCAUAGUGGUGGACCGGGAGGGGAAUGUGGCCUCGGCUGUAUCCAGCGGAGGUCUGGCCAUGAAGCACCCUGGCCGGGUGGGACAGGCUGCACACCAUGGCUGUGGUUGCUGGGCCGAGAACACCAGAACCCAGAACCCCUACAGUACAGCAGUCAGUACCUCAGGCUGUGGUGAGCAUCUGAUACGCACCAUGUUGGCCCGGGAGUGUUCGUCUGCCAUGCAGUCAGAUGAUGCCCACCAGGCGCUGCUGGAAGCCAUGCAGAACAAGUUCAUCAGUUCUCCGUUCCUGGCCAGCGAGGACUGUGUCCUAGGAGGGGUCAUAGUGUUACGCUGCUCCAGGUGUUGUGAUGCCCAACCCUCUCCGGAUAUCCAGGCAAUACUUGUUGAGUUCCUGUGGAGUCACACAACAGAGAGCAUGUGUGUGGGCUACAUGUCUGCCCAGGAUGGCAAGGCCAAGACUCACAUAUCCCGCCUGCCUCCCGAGGCUGUGGCUGGACGAUCGCUGGCCAUCGAGGGAGGAGUCUGUCGACUGGUGGAGACCAGGUCUACGGUCGACUAAGCCACACCCAUUUCCCUACCAUGAGGCCACACCCCUUCCUCGUGGGUUUGGUCAGCAAUACUCAAGUGUAACCUCUACACACACCCUUACUCAUAGCACUAAUAACCUUUAGCUGGUUUCAAAAGUGAGAGAGAAGGAUGGAGAGAGGGAUGACUGAAAGGUAGAGGAAAGGGGAAAAGUUUGCAGGGGAGGUGUAAAAAGAGGAGGAGCGAGCAAAGGACAUGUGAAAAGAGGAGAAAGAGUGUGGGAGGGGGCAGUAGAGGGGUCAGAGAGGGAGCGGUGGAAGGGCAAAUAGGAGAGGGAGAAAGGUUGUAUGUUGUGCUUAGUGUACUACUGAAGUCUCCAUAUAGAUAUACAACCAGGCCAGCUGUACCUUGAUGCAGGCUGCCAAACAACACCUGAAUCUCCCCAGCCUAACAACACCUGAAUCUCCCCAGCCUAACAACACCUGAAUCUCCCCAGCCUAACAACACCUGAAUCUCCCCAGCCUAACAACACCUGAAUCUCCCCAGCCUAACAACACCUGAAUCUCCCCAGCCUAACAACACCUGAAUCUCCCCAGCCUAACAAAACCUGAAUCUCCCCAGCCUAACAACACCUGAAUCUCCCCAGCCUAACAACACCUGAAUCUCCCCAGCCUAACAACACCUGAAUCUCCCCAGCCUAACAAAACCUGAAUCUCCCCAGCCUAACAACACCUGAAUCUCCCCAGCCUAACAACACCUGAAUCUCCCCAGCCUAACAACACCUGAAUCUCCCCAGCCUAACAACACCUGAAUCUCCCCAGCCUAGCUACACCUGAAUCUCCCCAGCCUAACAACACCUGAAUCUCCCCAGCCUAGCAACACCUGAAUCUCCCCAGCCUAGCAACACCCGAAUCUCCCCAGCCUAGCAACACCCGAAUCUCCCCAGCCUAGCAACACCUGAAUCUCCCCAGCCUAACAACACCUGAAUCUCCCCAGCCUAGCAACACCUGAAUCUCCCCAGCCUAACAACACCUGAAUCUCCCCAGCCUAACAACACCUGAAUCUCCCCAGCCUAACAACACCUGAAUCUCCCCAGCCUAACAACACCUGAAUCUCCCCAGCCUAACAACACCUGAAUCUCCCCAGCCUA
Molecule: messenger RNA, 2656 nt
Organism: Esox lucius (northern pike)
Lineage: Eukaryota; Metazoa; Chordata; Actinopteri; Esociformes; Esocidae
Gene: tasp1
Product: taspase, threonine aspartase, 1
Exons: 14
Coding region: 245-1540 (431 amino acids)
Biological process (GO): protein maturation
Molecular function (GO): threonine-type endopeptidase activity
Source: RefSeq, a predicted model, not a curated record